AUGUCGGAGAGUAUUUGGGUAGAAGAUAUUGCUGGGUGUGAUGUUGCUGCAUUGGAUGACAUUGUGACAGUGGUGUAUAUUGCGGAGCAGGAUGAUACUGUAGUGGGGGUUGACCCUGCGGCGGAAACUGGUAGUGUGGCAACGACGGAUGCUGCUGUAUGGCCUGAUAUUGCGGUAGGACCUGAUAAUGCACAGGAGGACCAUACCGCAUAUGAGACUGGUAUGGCAGAGGAGGAGGCUGGAACUGCAAAAGCGGCUGAUACGGCGGAGAACACCGGGAUUGCUGAGAUGUUCGGUACUGCUGAGGCAGCUGAUAUUGCGGAGACAGGUGUUAUUGCGGAGACGGCUGAUGCUGCACAUAAUGUUGAUACUGCAUCGAAGGCACAUACUGCAUAG
Molecule: messenger RNA, 396 nt
Organism: Venustampulla echinocandica
Lineage: Eukaryota; Fungi; Ascomycota; Leotiomycetes; Helotiales; Pleuroascaceae
Exons: 3
Coding region: 1-396 (131 amino acids)
Source: RefSeq, a predicted model, not a curated record